AUGGACUCCUCCCCGCUCAACCACCUCCCGCCGGAGACCCUCCACCAGAUCUUCUCCUCCCUCCACCUCCGCCAUAUCGCCGCCGCCAAGUGCGUCUGCCGCUCCCUCCGCGCCUCCCUAUCCUCCCCCUCCUUCCUCCACCUCCUCCGAUCCAACCACCACCACCACCCCCUCCCCCUCCUCGCCCUCAAGCCCUCCCACCGCCACUCCACCUCCUCCCCCGCCGCCCUCCACGCCUUCGACCCCUCCUCCUCCCGCUGGCUCCGCUUCUCCCUCUCCUUCCUCCCCUUCUCCUCCCUCCACCCCAUCACCUCCGCCGCCGGCCUCCUCUACCUCUGGGCCUCCUCCCCCACCCCUCAAAACCCCCAAAAAUCCCUAGUCGUCUGCAACCCCGUCACCGCCCAAUUCAAAACCCUCCCCCAGCUUGGCUCCGCCUGGUCCCGCCACGGCUCCGUCCUCGCCGGCUCCUCCACCUCCGCCGUCAUCGUCCUCACCGAGCUCGCCGUCCUCUACUACCCCUCCAACACCAACAACCCUAAUUGGCUCAAAUUCUCCUCCAAUCUCCCCUCAAAACCCCGGAGCCCCGUCCUAAUCUCCGAUUCAAUUCUCGCGAUCUGCGAUGUGGGCUCCCCUUGGAGGCCCCAAUGGGCCAUGUUCAAGACCAGCAUUAUCGGCGUGGAUCGAGCAAUGCAGUGGGCCCGGCUGGCGAGGCGCGAGUGGGGCGACAUAUUCGACAUCUUGAAGCGCCCGAGGCUGGUGAAAGCCGGCUGCAACCGGAAAGUAUUCAUGGUGGGCGGCCUGAGAAGCUCAUACGGGCUGCAGAGCGAAUGCUCGACUAUCUUGAUACUAAGAUUGGAUUUGGAGAACCUCGAGUGGGAGGAGGCUGGCCGGAUGCCGGUGGAAAUGUACCGGUGUUUCGUGGAGAGUAGUAAGUUUAAGGUCUUUGGUGGUGGGGGUAGGGUGUGUUUUUCGGCGAAAAGGGUCGGGAGAUUAGCUCUGUGGGAGGAGAAGGGCAAUGGGAAGGCGGAUUGGAUGUGGGUCGAUGGCGGGCCGGGCAAUGGGGACGGGCUCUGCCGAGGGUUCACGUUCGAGGCUAGGCUCGAUGCUGUUCUGUAG
Striga hermonthica is the source of this 1116-nucleotide messenger RNA. The record is from the annotation of a GenBank genome assembly. Lineage: Eukaryota; Viridiplantae; Streptophyta; Magnoliopsida; Lamiales; Orobanchaceae.